CUUAUUUAUUAAAAAAAAUUACGGGGUUUGGUAGUUGUUCUAGGUAAACCCCCCCAUACUUUGCCUGCACCAUUCAAAUUGGCAAGCCCAUUUUCAUUUUGUUACAAAGUUGUCUUUUUUUUUUUUUUUUUUUUAAGGGAAGGCAGGGGACGGCGAGGGUUGCUAAAUUUAUCUUCAUCCCCAGGCACCCGGGAUGAAAACACACACACACAUACAUACACUGCACACACACACAUUUACGGCGGGAGGGGGGUCUGAGGGCCUGCAACAACUCGAGCCACCGCCUCAGGCCAGGACCCUCGCGGAGAGGCGGUAGGUCUCCCCGGAGGCUCCCGGGGGAUGGUUGCGGCCCACAAACAUGGUGGGGGGUGGCCCGGGCCUCCCGCCUCUCGACGGGGUCGGCGGACCACGGCCUCGUGCGGACUUUACAGCCGAGGCGGCGGUGGCAGCGGCGUGUGUGUGGCGGCGGUGGCGGGCGGGAGCGCGGAGGUGGAAAGAAGGGGGGCGCUCUGUCACGGAAACUCAGGCCGCCGGAGACCCCGCCGCAGCGAGGCCACUGGGCUCCCCGGUUGCGGGGCGUGAACGGCGCCAACCCCGGGGCGUCAGAGGGACCCACCGGGCGGAGGAGGGGGCCCAUCUAUCCUUCCGCAUUUUCCUGGGUCUCUCUCCCCGGCGGUGACGUGACGUGCUGACGGCGGGCCCGUGCCGGGGAGCUGGGCCGCUUUUUGUCAGCUCCGAGCUCGGCCCCUCCUCCCUCCCUCCGCCCGCCCCACCAGCCGGAGCCCGGCCCAGUGCUCCAGAGAAAGGCCGGCCUGCAGCACCCGCCACCGUCGCCGACCGCCGCACGACUGUCCGGUGCGUAUAACUGCCCAGCUAACCUUGUAAGAUGAAUUGGGGAGCAUUCCCUCUUUUUUGAAACAGGUGUUCUGGCUGAUGAGAAUUUAAAGGCCAUGGAUGAAGAUGGACUUGAAAUUCAACCACAAGCACCAAACACAUUUUUUGAUGCAACAGGAGCUGGUGCUACACACAUGGAUGGUAAUCAAAUUGUUGUGGAAGUACAAGAAACGGUUUAUGUGUCAGAUGUUGUGGAUUCAGACAUAACCGUACAUAACUAUGUUCCUGAUGACCCAGACUCAGUUGUAAUCCAAGAUGUUAUUGAGGAUGUUGUUAUAGAAGAUGUCCAGUGUACAGAUAUCAUGGACGAAGCAGAUGUAUCUGAAACAGUCAUCAUCCCUGAACAAGUGCUGGAUUCAGAUGUAACUGAAGAAGUUUCUUUAACACAUUGCACAGUUCCAGAUGAUGUUUUAGCUUCUGAUAUUACUUCAGCCUCAAUAUCUAUGCCUGAACAUGUCUUGACAAGUGAAUCUAUACAUGUGUCUGACGUUGGUCACGUUGAACAUGUGGUUCAUGAUAGUGUCGUAGAAGCAGAAAUUGUCACAGAUCCUCUGACCGCUGAUGUUGUCUCGGAAGAAGUGUUGGUAGCAGACUGUGCCUCCGAAGCAGUCAUAGAUGCCAACGGGAUCCCUGUGAACCAGCAGGAUGAAGAAAAAAACAACUGUGAGGACUACCUUAUGAUCUCUUUGGAUGAUGCUGGUAAAAUAGAACAUGACGGUUCAUCUGGACUGACUAUGGACAACGAAACAGAAAUUGAUCCUUGUAAAGUGGAUGGCACUUGCCCUGAAGUCAUCAAGGUGUACAUUUUUAAAGCUGAUCCUGGAGAAGAUGACUUAGGUGGAACUGUAGACAUUGUCGAAAGUGAGCCUGAGAAUGAGCACGGAGUUGAACUCCUCGAUCCAAACAAUGGUAUUCGAGUUCCCAGAGAAAAGAUGGUUUAUAUGACUGUUAACGACUCUCAGCAAGAAGAAGAAGAACUGAAUGUUGCUGAAAUUGCCGAUGAAGUUUAUAUGGAAGUGAUUGUUGGAGAGGAGGAUGCUGCAGCCGCAGCCGCAGCUGCAGUGCAUGAACAGCAAGUGGAAGACAACGAAAUGAAAACCUUCAUGCCGAUUGCGUGGGCGGCUGCUUACGGUAAUAAUUCUGAUGGAAUUGAAAACCGGAAUGGCACUGCAAGUGCCCUCUUGCACAUAGAUGAGUCUGCUGGCCUCGGCAGACUGGCUAAACAAAAACCAAAGAAAAGGAGAAGACCUGAUUCCAGGCAGUACCAAACAGCAAUAAUUAUUGGCCCAGAUGGACAUCCUCUGACUGUCUACCCUUGCAUGAUUUGUGGCAAGAAAUUUAAAUCGAGAGGUUUCUUGAAAAGACAUAUGAAGAACCAUCCUGAACACCUUGCCAAGAAAAAGUACCGCUGUACUGACUGUGAUUACACUACCAACAAGAAGAUAAGUUUACACAAUCACCUGGAGAGCCACAAGCUAACCAGCAAGGCAGAGAAAGCCAUAGAAUGCGAUGAGUGUGGAAAGCAUUUCUCUCAUGCUGGCGCUUUGUUUACUCAUAAAAUGGUGCAUAAGGAAAAAGGAGCCAACAAAAUGCACAAGUGUAAGUUCUGUGAAUAUGAAACAGCUGAACAAGGCCUAUUGAAUCGCCACCUUUUGGCAGUCCACAGCAAGAAUUUUCCUCACAUUUGUGUAGAGUGUGGCAAAGGUUUCCGUCAUCCAUCAGAGCUCAAAAAGCACAUGCGAAUCCAUACUGGAGAAAAGCCCUAUGAAUGCCAGUACUGCGAAUACAGGUCCGCAGAUUCUUCUAACUUGAAAACACAUGUAAAAACUAAGCAUAGUAAAGAGAUGCCAUUCAAGUGUGACAUUUGUCUUCUGACUUUCUCAGAUACCAAAGAGGUGCAACAACAUGCUCUUAUCCAUCAAGAGAGCAAAACUCACCAGUGUUUGCAUUGUGACCACAAGAGUUCAAACUCCAGUGAUUUGAAGCGACACAUAAUUUCAGUUCAUACAAAGGACUAUCCUCAUAAGUGUGACAUGUGCGAUAAAGGCUUUCACAGGCCUUCAGAACUCAAGAAACAUGUGGCUGCCCACAAGGGUAAAAAAAUGCACCAGUGUAGACAUUGUGACUUUAAGAUUGCAGAUCCGUUUGUACUAAGUCGCCAUAUUCUCUCGGUUCAUACAAAGGACCUUCCAUUUAGGUGUAAGAGAUGUAGAAAGGGAUUUCGGCAACAAAGUGAGCUUAAAAAGCAUAUGAAGACCCACAGUGGCCGGAAAGUGUAUCAGUGUGAGUACUGUGAAUAUAGCACUACAGAUGCCUCAGGCUUUAAGCGGCAUGUUAUCUCCAUUCAUACAAAAGACUAUCCUCACCGAUGUGAGUACUGCAAGAAAGGAUUCCGAAGACCCUCGGAAAAGAACCAGCACAUAAUGCGACAUCAUAAAGAAGUUGGCCUGCCCUAACAGUACUCUUCACAGCUGUUUGUAGAGAAACUGGUCUUGAAACAGAAAAUUCAUUUAAAAGCCAAUCAGUCUUGUUCACAUACUAUACUGUAUAUUGAUUUAUGCUGUGUACAAAUAGGAUUAUUGCUUCUAGUUGACUCUUUGUUUUUACGUUUUGUUCAAUAGUGUGUUCUGAAUUCUAUUCAGUUUGUUUAAUACAUGGGAAAAAGCAGCAACAAGUUAGUUGCUUUUACUAAAGUAAUCCCUCAUUCUAUACUGAAGUUUUCUAUCUUAGAAGUUUUAUAUUUAUUUUAAAAUAUUUACCUUGCUUACCUUGAUGGUACUCUUGUAAGACCAGUUAACUCAUGGUAACUCUGCAUUGGUAACUGAAAGGAUUCAUGUGGACUUUUUGUCUCACAAAUUUCUCACAAUUAAAUCGUCAGAGACAUCUAAUGGAAUGGGAGGUUUUGUAUGGUGAGGUCUCAUGAUCGUAACAUGAAAGUCAUUUACUUGUCUUGCUUAGUAUUGUAAACUGUAUGACAAUGAAAGUUUUCAUGUGUCCCUGGCAUUGCUGCAUAAAAGAGCAGUGGCUGGGUUUGUGUUUACUUUGCUUUCUGAUUUUUUUCCUUUUUAGUGGAGAAAAUAUACUUUUUUUUCCUUUAGACUCUUUACAUCUUUUGUCAGUGUAGUAAACUUUUAGAAAACCUUGUUGGAAAUUUUUGCUUGAUCUUGUUGUAUUUUGAUUAUUUUAUCUGUGCUGCUUUGUCUUGGAAUGGUUGUGUGCUCCAAAUGAAAUUUAACUGAAGACUGCAUUUUGGAAUCUCCUAGGGGUAAAUUGUGGCUCAUAGGAUCUUUUGCAACUUUAUAUAUGUAAAUGUACCCUGAAUUAUAUAUAUCUAUCUAUAUAUACACAUAUAUAUGUAACAUGUAUCUGUGUGUAUUGCUUAUUUUACAUACUUAUACACACAACCCCCAGUAGUAGUUCUUUAAAAUCUAUAAUGAAAAGUAUUAAAUUUACAGUAACAUGAAAGAUCCAGGGAUGCAAGAGAGAGCAUUUUGUAAGUCUUGCUCUUCAGAGAGACUACUCAGGUGAAGAAUUAGAAGGAAAAUAAGGACACUAGUAUUUUUAAAGAGUAAAGGUAUUUUCUUUUUAAAUAUCUUUGGUAAUUGAAAAAUAAUUGAAAAAUAGAGGUUAAGAUGUUUAUAGAUACAAUGUUUUCCUACAGUUUCAACUCCAUGCCUUUAUAUUUUUCUGAAAAGCUAAUGGGUAUCCAGACAUGAAUCCCCCAGUUCUCUCUGAUAAGCUGGAGAGAGAACUCUUGUCUGACCAAGCGAGGGGGACAGAAAGGGAGUGAUGGCUCCAUGGACCAGAGAACGGGUGCUAAUAAGGACUUAGAUUUGGCCAAUUGAGCCUGCUCUGUUAGUUCUUAGUUAACUUGAAAAACUUAACACUCGCUUGUCUUGGAUUACAUGAUAGAGGUGUGGUCCAAGUGUGUGAACAGUCUGAGGCCUCACUUGGAUCCUUACCAAGUCUUUCACAGUUUUGUUUUUGAGAGCUGGCAAUUUGUAACAUACAGGUCUGAUCGCUGAUGAAAAUUUGUAAAAAUAAGUUGGAUAUUAAGAUUUUUGUUAAGAUGUCUUUUUGGAAAACAGUUUCUAGAGUCCCUGGAAUUGGCUAUUGGCACACGGGUCUGGCACAUCACGGGAGACUUAGAAGUUUCUUCCCACUCGAUAGCUGCCUUGCUGCCUCAUUAUGGUGCUCCAUCCCUUUCGUGCCGUUAGUUUUUACCUUCCAUCCUUCUCUUUGUCAUCAAGAUUUGUAUUCAAAAGUUAUAUUUUUUGGGGUUAGAUGUCUUGAGUAUUUGGUGUUUGGCAAACCUCUGAAGUGCUAGAUUGAUUUAGUCUAGUUCUAAAUCAAAUUAAUUCUUAAGGCUGGUAUGAACUCCAUCCUCGAUGCCAGUCAAUGCCAAGGCAUGGGUUCCCUAGGCUUUCCAUCCAAUAGGGAACCCUUUUGCCUUUGUAGCCUCCGCAAUGUGCUUUAAAAAAUACAUCACGACUAUGAUUUGUUUUAUUGCCCUGUUAUUCUUGAAAGCUGUCUUUUUUUGUGAGAACUUUUAAAAUCUACUUCAUUAUAUUCCCCAGAAGUAAUGUAAACACCUAACAUUGAAAUUUAUUAAAUUUAAAAAUCAUCUUCAAUCAGUACAGAACAAAUGAUUGGACUAUUUAACAUAUAUUUUUUUAAAUAAACUGAAAGAUAAGGAACACAACACUUUACACACUUUAUAUUUCUCUUUACAUAAUCUGGAACCACACACAGUUCUUUUCUUUUUAAAGCACAAUAUUGAAGCCUUUAAAAGGUAUUUAAGGGUUUGGUCAAGUGAAUAUAAAAUGUGUCUGUAUAAAAAGAAAAUGAAGUAGUCACUGUUAUGUACUGACAUUAGUUACAACCUAGUUUUAAUUCUUAAAACAAUUUUGAUUAGCAAAGCUAAAAAGGAUGUUUCAGUUAAAUGUUUUAAAGAGGUACAGAUUUUUACAAGGACAUAAUAUAAGUUAUUGUUCUGUAGAAAUAUCCUAUUAAAUAUUGUAUGUCCCUCCCUCUGUAUACUUUGUAAAAAAAGUAAAAUACAUAAAAAGAAAAUCAUAUAGGGGAUGUGUGACAUUAUUGUAAUUGUGUACUUGAGAAUAACGUGCAAAAAUAAAAAUCAGAAUAUUUUCCUGUUAACGAAUGUUCAGUCUAUUUGAUACCAGUACUAAGUUAAAGCUUUUUCUUAAGAAAGAAAAUGUACAGUUUUUGUAAACUUAAUAAACAUCAAAAGCAGUGGAUUAUUUUCAUCCCCCUAUUUCUUAAUUCCUUUUAUGCAGCAGUGGAAUGCAAAAUGCUUGAUUGCUUUGAAUUUUGUGACUUGGAUGCAAAUACUGAUAUUUCAGUCCUGUGAAUUUGAAAGUAACGUUGAGAAGUUAAGAGGUGAUUGGUGAGUCCUUUGAUAAGCAUGUCCUUGAAAUUCAUUUUUUUUAUCUUUGUAAAUGAUUUGUUUAUUAGCAUCUCUGAUUCCUAUUUUAAAUUACCCAUCCAUAUAGUGGGUUUUGAAAGCACUUAAGAUUUGUUUUUAUUAUCAAUUCGUAACACAUUUAGUCGGAGGCCCUACCUUUGAGUUACCCAUUUGUACCCAGGUUAGAGGCCUUAAGUAGAUUCAAAUCUUGGAGGAUGGUCACUGUAGUAGUGAAAAUUGCAAGUUGGGUAAAAGUCAGGAAUCCUCAGAGAUGUACAGCACUUUUGAUUUUAGCAAUGAGAUUCUGUAAUCUAGAAACCAGUGUUGAUCUAAGAGAGAUAAGGUGACAAAUAACCAAAACUUGAGGUACAUGUCCAUGAGAAUGUGGUGGAUGUCAAUCAGUCAUGAGUCUGAGAAAACCUGAUCUCACUCAUUCUGCUAAAAUAUGCCGCCCUAUUGUCACCGGAGAUCUAGGUAUUAAUUUCCUGCAAAAUCUUACAUUUGUGUAAGGAAAUGCAAGAUCAGUCAGCAUCUUAAAGAGGAUCUGUGUCAGAAUAAUGCCUGUCAGCAAGGUAGUCUGCCCUCUUAGUCCAGUCCCCAGUGAGCUGGGACAAGGCAUGAGCCCCAUCAGCUUGUUUCAGCAAGCUUCCCUGGUGAUUCUGCUGCAUGUUUAAGUUUAGUGAAUGUGAUCUUAGAGCACUUGAGGAACCAAAAGAUUACUUAGUGUGAUGUUUUGUGUAGUAGUCAAGAAGCUCACCAAAAGCAGCUAGAGAUGGCACAGUGAGAGUAUAUUAGAAUCCAGAGACUUUGGCUUAUUCUUUCAUCCUUCAGUGUGCAUCUGAACAGCCUGUAUCUCCUACUCUUACAUAGCCCCCAAUGUUGCAUUCCUCAAACGUAGGGAGACUUGAUAAGUAAAGAGAAGGACUGAAAAUUGUGUGUUCUUGUGUGUUUUUAAUUGGCCCAGAGUUACUAAAGUAAUUCAUAUUAAAGGACAUUUUGCUGCAUUUUACAACUUUUUAGGAGGUCAAAGUUAAGUUUGCCCUAUGAAUUUUGUUUUUAUCUUUUGUUUCAUGUAUAUAUUGUUUGCCUUUUUCAUAAAAUAAUUCUUGGAUUUGUUAUAUAUUGUUCCUGUUAUUUUUGACAUCUUUGCUAUUGUAAAUAAAUUCCUAUUUUGUUUUAAGUUA
Molecule: messenger RNA, 7503 nt
Organism: Arvicanthis niloticus (Nile rat)
Lineage: Eukaryota; Metazoa; Chordata; Mammalia; Rodentia; Muridae
Gene: Zfx
Product: zinc finger protein X-linked
Biological process (GO): regulation of transcription by RNA polymerase II
Cellular component (GO): nucleus
Molecular function (GO): DNA-binding transcription factor activity, RNA polymerase II-specific; metal ion binding; RNA polymerase II transcription regulatory region sequence-specific DNA binding
Source: RefSeq, a predicted model, not a curated record